AAUGUAAAAAUAUUUAUUAUUAAUAAAAUAUUUAUAAAUAAUAAUCGUAUUUAUAUACAUAAGUUUAUUAUUACUUUGCAAAAAUGCAGAAAAGUGAAGUGGAGAACGAAAACGAGUCAGAGGGUGUAACCGACUCACCGAAAAAAGGGCCAACUUUAUCAACAAGUACAUCGAGCUUUGAGGCUCUAGAUCCCCACGACACAAACCUAAGCCGCCUGGCUACCAUAAUGUUUCAAAAGACUGCUGAUUAUUUAUACGGAGAACUAACAGCCACACAUGAAGACUACAAACUUUUAGAACAAAUGAACACUGUAACAUUAUCCAAGUACGCUGAUAUGAAACAGAUUACCACAAAUGUAGGAAAAUCUAUAGCUGAUUUAGAUGAAAAAUAUUUAUCCCUGCUGCCUUGUCUAGAGCAAAUAAACGAGAUCGAAGAGUGUGUUAAUAAACUUGAACAAGCCGCUUAUAAAUUAGAUGCGUAUUCUAAAAGAUUAGAAACUAAGUUUAAAAAUUUGGAGAAACGAUAA
Messenger RNA from Ctenocephalides felis (cat flea), 527 nucleotides. RefSeq names its product biogenesis of lysosome-related organelles complex 1 subunit 2-like. Gene Ontology annotation, cellular component: BLOC-1 complex; gamma-tubulin complex; BORC complex. NCBI's taxonomy places the organism in Eukaryota, Metazoa, Arthropoda, Insecta, Siphonaptera, Pulicidae. Gene Ontology annotation, biological process: endosomal transport; lysosome localization. The record is from RefSeq and is a predicted model, not a curated record. The transcript is spliced from 4 exons. Gene Ontology annotation, molecular function: gamma-tubulin binding. The coding region runs from base 84 to 527 and encodes 147 amino acids.